Messenger RNA from Caenorhabditis auriculariae, 11366 nucleotides. Lineage: Eukaryota; Metazoa; Nematoda; Chromadorea; Rhabditida; Rhabditidae. The record is from the annotation of a GenBank genome assembly.
AUGCUAUCGAAAAAUAAGAGAGUAAUCCGAAUCGUGACCAGAAGUGCCAUUCGCCAGUUCAACUCGUAAGCAUAUGUUUCCUAUGUUCAACAUUUUAAAUUUUGUUUUUGUCUUAGAAAACAUUUGUCAAGCGACGUUCUCAUCAAAAGAGCUCUCAAUCCACAGUCUUUUUCCUACGUUGAGCAACUGGCGAAAUUCUUGAAGCAGAAUGUGACGAUACACGAACCCGGUAGGAACUUUUAGAUAGGAGAAAGAGAGACCGAGAGAGCGGAAAUUGUGGAGAUGCCUCAUAUUCAGUGAUGAAGGCUUUACUGCGAUUUCCACGAUUUCUUGUUUUAAUAAUAAUUUCAUUUCAUUCAUUCAUUUCAAGUGUUUAUUCGCCAUUCCGCAAUCAGCACAAAUACAAAAAAAAAUAAAACAUCAAGACAAUCAAAUAAAUCUAACAGCUGAUCUGUGGAAACGGCUCAGGAGGAGGGAGGCAAUGAUUUAUUUCAUUCUCAAAAAUAUCAUCUGUGAAAAAAUCAGGAGACAAGUGAUGGACAAAAGGAGUGAGAUGGAUGUUGAGAUCGAAAUUUAGUAUUUUCGACCCUACUCUUAAUUAAUGGUGUGAAGAGAUCAGAGUUUUUCGUCUACAGAAUUGACGAAAUAAACUUUAGAAAUUUCAGGUCGGUUCGUAGUGGUGCCCAAGCCUUUCGGCGUUUCCUGCAUGGGUUACGCUCAGGAGGAGGGAGGCAUCUUCCAGAAUAGCGUUCAUGAUGAAGAGAAAGUCGAAGCUAAUACCGAGCGAAUCAAGCAGAAAGUAGGACCUGAAGUAUAUUUAUUGAAAAUUUUGAUUGCUUAGGAACAGAAAAAAUCAGACUCUUCUCGAAGUAUAACCCUCGAAGAAUGUCUGAAUGAGCUCCGUCGCUCUUUCAAAGAGCCAAAUCUCACCUUCUGUACCGGUUUGAAGAGGUUUUUUAAUCGCAUAUGAUAUAAAAAACGGUGGAAUUUUUCAGAUAUGUAUCAGGACCAAUCGUUUUGCCUUGUAACAUAAAAGACUUUGAAAAUUUAAAAAAGAGCGUAAAAACUGCAACAGCGAGUGAGAGGGACCCCUUCAUGCACAGAGUUUUGUCAGUUUGCUCUCUUCAUUUCGUUUGAGUCUUUGGUGGGCACAGAGUCUAGUGGACCCCAAAUGAAAAAAAAAGAUCAAUCUCGAGAAUUUUUUGCUUGAAAACACUUCGACAAUGUGUUUGGAAUACUAAUUCUGUGAAAUUGUUUUUGAUAACUUUGAAAGUUUUAUGUGACUCAAUAUCUUUCAGGGCAAUCACAGUGGGUCGGCCGCCAGUUGAGGAAGGGAUUAUCAAUGGAUUUGCCACGUUUCAAGACGUUGGUGCCCACAAGGAGGUUCGUAGAAAAACGUCUUCUUAAUUUAUUUAUCAUCUACAGUACGUUUUCAAAGAAGCCAAGGCUUCUCGACGGGCGAAAAGUGGCAAGUUUGCGGUAGAAGGAAAGAUGGAAUACCGCGUUUUGGCGCACAACAAAGGAUGUUCGUUGGUGGAACUCGGAGUGCAGAAGUGUGGGUUCAACUCAUUUUGGAAGAAAGAAAAAGCCUGAAGUUCAGAAAAAAGAGUGUUAGUUCCGAACACAUUUGUUUGAGUGACGGCCGAGAAGAAAUCUCAAACUUUUUUUUCAAAUUAACGUUUUUUUUGCGGAAACUUGACCAUUCAAAAUUUUUCGAUGUUUUAUAUAGGUACCUUUGAGACUUCAGAUAAUCAUAAUUUCAGAUUCAUAAAAGUAAGAAAGAAGGGAAGAUAUAUUUUAUUAAUACCUCGUAAAGUAUUUUUGUAAAUGCUUAUUAUUUAGUUGAAAAAGAUUUGGAAUUCAUAAAGCUACUUAGACGAAAACUUGUUUCCAGUAGGAGUUUCUGAAGACAGAAUAUCUCAAUAAACUCCAAAUCGAAUUCAUUUGUUCUAUGUAGCCCAUUUUACAGUUGCUCGGCAUCUGCCGCGGCUAAUGUUGAGUGCCUUGGGCGCGCCUAUUCUCGGCGACGGGAUUUAUUGGCGGAGAAUGCUGAGAAUCGACGAAAAGCCAGUGAUGGUCGCGCCAAAAACUCUCAAAACGGUUAAAAAGCGCGAAAUUGUAAGCUCCUCUUUUUUUUCGUCGUCAUCGGUUUUUUUCAGUGGAUUCCUAAAGAUUUGGAAAAUACGUUGGCGAUCAAGCGGGAAGAUGUGUUUUCUUCUGUUCCUAUGUUUAUUCACGUCUAUUCUACGGUACGAUAAACUUCACUCUUUGAAAUAAUUGAAGGAAUUCAGGUUUAUCCACGGUUCGGCUCCGGAAGCUCGGAAGAUGUACUGGUAGCGUCUGCACCUCCACCACGUAUCUCAUUUACGUAUUACAAGAGAAAAAUUUACAUUUUCAGCUCAUUUUUUGGCAAUGGUCCAGUUACUCGGAAUGGGGAAAGAUUAUGAGAAAUUCGCCAAAAAUCAGGAUGAUGCUGAGGAGACCAAGGAGCUCAGCGGAGAAACUCGUUUCAGCUGAAAUUUUGUCAUUUCCUCAGUUAAAUGAACUUUUUUUUAAAUGAUUUUUUUGAUCAAAAUUCAUCGGCGAAAAUACAACUAAAAGUUGAAAAAAAAUAAGAAUAAUUGUUACGAGUUUCUAAAUUUCAGGGAGUUAUGGUAUAAAAGUAAAGAGAACUACGCGAUUAAUCUUUGAAUUCUGAAAAAGAAGAGUGAUGAAAACAGAAAACCACUAUGAAAUGUGAACAAGGCAUGGUUGAAAAGAGAGAUACAAUAUCGAUUACAGAAUACACAGCUGCAAGGUCGGCGAAGUCUUUUUUCCGGACACGUUCUCUCGAUUUUAGAAGCUUUCGCGCUCGGCUGCAUGAAUGAUGGUCGCGCCAGGGUGUUUGCUGGCUGGGUGGUCCAUUCAGCUAUCAAUAACGCCUCGGCCUACGGUAGCGUCCUUUUUUGGCUCCUAUACUUCGCUUCGAUUGUUCCCAUCUUGGUCUCAUUGUUUCGAGACAAUCAAGUAGUUUGUUGAUGCAUUAUACUCGUGAUUGAUGGAUCAUUAUUUCAAUUACGGAUAGGCUAGAGGGCGGGGUCUUCAGAUCCACCUGCGUCGGUCCGUUCGACUCCCCAGUUGGGCACAACUCCUUGAUGGCGUUCCACACGACUCUCCUACAGCUCUUCUUCGUCACAGUUGUUUCAUCUUUAGGUAGGCAGUUUUUUUCAGCUUCUGCUUCUUUGAUCUUCGAGCUACUUUUAAAUCGUUUUUUUCAGUUCAAUUUAGAAAAAAAUAUCAAUUUUCAAGAGCGUGUCGCUUCAACGGACCUACAGACCAUUUCUGAUCUUUCGUAUUAUUGACACCAUCAAUUAUUUUUAUCUUCACUAAGUACCUAUUAAAAACCCUAGCUAAUUUCGAAGAUCUUACAGUUGGAUAAGUGUUUCUGAUAGUAAAAGUGAGCUUGUAAUCAUUCUUUUACUAACAAACUAAUUUUACUUCAUUUUAUUGAUUCCUCUAAAAAAUUAAUAUAUAAGUACCGUUUGCAGUGAAAUGAAAAAAAAUUUAUAUAUUUGUUCCAUAGAUGUUUUUUUCAAAAAUAUAAAAAAACCGACAUGCAAUGGAGUGAAAGAAACUUGAAUCGCGAAGUAAGUGGCGUAAGACUGAGAAUAUAAAUGUUGAAAGUAAUUUGAUUCUGAUCAAACAGCUUUUAUUUUUAUAUCAAAAAAACGACGUUUCUAAUUUUUUUAAGUGGGUAAAUAUUAUUGAAUUUUUAUUUCUGAACCUAACUACCAACUAAGCUACUUAUCAUAAUUUAAAUUUUUCUUCCUCCUUUAAAAAGUUGCUCUACACGACCGAAGAAACAACUCCUAGUCAAAAAGUUUUAUGUUAUUUUCUUUCUAUGAAGUCAGUAUGUGGAAAAGAAAAAAUACCAAUUAGAAGGGCUUUUCACGGAAGCUGAACUGGGCAAUCUGGAAAAUACCAUCUUUUUAAAUGUUUUUUUUUUACAGAAAUAACACGUUACGAUAUCAAAAACAUCUCUGCGACGUGUUGUCCACAGAAUGUCGAGUGCUGCGAGCAGGUCAUCAACUUCAAGUGAGUCCACUGUUUCGAAUCCUUUAACUUUUCUAUUUUUCAGACAGCCAUUAAAAUGCUUGUCGAAUUCGAACGAGGAAGAGCACAUCAAGACCUACGAGUGCAUCCAGACGGCGCUGUACGGUGUGGAAUCUUUGAAGACUGCUUCAAUACAAGGUGGCCCUUUUUUCUCAGAUCUCAUGUUUCGUAUUGCGCUUAUCAAUCAUACUGGAUCACUUUGACUUGUCUUUCAACUCGUAGGCCCUCCCAACAAUUUGUCAAAACAAAGGGGUGUUUACAGAACAAUUACUGUUUGUUUUCUCUUUGUUUAGUAACCUUUCGGCGCGUUUGUGUCAUUCCCACAAGAACAAUCGACGAACGCAAGGUUUUUGCCUCGAGCAUGAGUUCUUAAUUGGCCAUUAUGGUCCCACAUUGGCGUCAAUCGCCGCUGGUCCAUUGUCUUUAAUAAUCUUAUUAAUAAUUGGACAAUUGUUUUGAUGGGAUGUUCGUGGCUGAACAAAGGCGCGCGGAGAACUUUAACUUUGUCUUUACAAUCGAAAUUUUUUUGUUUUUUUACAAUCGAAAUUUCUGAUUUACUAUCCGAUGAAAAGAAAAAAAUAUUCAGUUCUCUACAACUCACGUUUCAUGAAAAUCUUCAUAUUACAUCAAUAAUGCAUCACUUAAAUAUCUCAAGGCAUCGAAAUAAAACCUCCUUUUGAAAGAUUUUUAUCUUUGAAGGAAGAGUAAAAAGGAAAUUAGAAGACUGAAAAUUUUCUCCUUUUAUUUGAUGUGAACAGGGAUCAAACAGAUAAGUGAAGUAUCUAUUACUUUUUGAAUGAACCAGCAACAUUAAUUUAUUCAUGAAGGCCAUUUUGAGCAGAAAAAGCCUCAAUUUCAGAGCUUUAUCUUCACUUAUUUUUGCAUCGGUUCUGAAAUCGAUUGAGAUGUGAAAUUUACUUAAGAUCUGCCGUGUUGUCAAGUCUACAAGAACGACGAAAACGACGAGAACAAUAUCUGCCUGAACACGUGUGCUUCGGCCAUCAAGUCGCCUUCUCUCCGCGACAAAAUGGCUCGAGUCAAGAACUGCUCCAUAGUUAACCCACUGUUUUCAGUUUGUAUUUAUUCAUUCUUUUUCUGUUAUCUUCUCUUAUUUUAAUUGUAAUUUCCCUGACCAAUUGAUGUUUUUUUCAGUGCUUCGAACGUUGCCAAGUCCGCCGACGAGCUGGUCGCCCUACCACAGACAAGCUUUUCACUAGGUUCUGCGACCUCAAACUUCUAAUGAAACCCAAGAGUGUCUAUAUUUUUUUCAUUAAUAAUGUUAAUUUUUUUAGAGUAUUGAUUGAUAUAUAUUAUAUAACUUAUUGCAUCCCACUUACCUUUUUCGUGUCAUUUUUAUUGCAUGUUUCUGUUUUUGUCAUUUCAGAGGUUAUAUUUUAACCGUGUCAUUAACAGACGAGAUCUCAUUUGUCAUACCCUCCACGUCAUGGGUAAUUAUUGUUGAAAUAAAUUGUUUUUGGAAAAAUUACCAAAUGCUCUAAAACGAUGAAAUCAGUUGAUGAUGAUAAGAUAACGGUUGAACUGAAGCUAUCGGCACUUCCAUUAGUUUCUCGAGUUCCUUUCUCGUUUAAAAUGCAAUCGACUCACGGUUUGUUACAUAUGUUUCAGUACAAAAAAACCUUUAUUUGUUCACUUCAGGAGAUGAGCGUCAACAGCUAAACGCUCACGGGCAAACCUCUAAUAAUGGCUAGUUUUCUUUAAUAUUUCAUCAUAAGAAUUGACCGACCACGAGAAAUAAAUAACUACAGAAACAAUCUCUUCUUUUUCGAGAGCUGUUUUUUUCAUCGUGGAAAGAAAAACUAAUCUUCAUCUCAAGGCAGCGGUGAAUGAGCUAAUUUUUAAUUUUUUUUUUUCUAUUAACUAUAAUUUUUUUGCAAGAAACGAAGUAGAAAAAUCAAAUAUUUCGCAUAAAAAUAAAAAGGCGUGGCUAGUUUUUAUGCUUCAUUUCCAAAUAAAAUCUGCCCAAACAUGAGUCACUAUUCCAAACUAACUUCUAAUGAAUGGAUGUAUGAAGGUUUCAUUUUAUCGACAUUUUUGGUGAAUAAAAUAGAAGUAUGUUGAAAGAGAAGAAAAAAUUUUCCGAGAGAGAAAGUACAAAAAAUAUUUUAAAAAUGACAACUCAUGUGAGCUGUAGCCUAAAGGAAAAACUUUUUUAAAGAAAAAUAUAUAGCUUUUAAAAAACUAUAGUCUUUCAAAAACUUUGAUAAACGACAAAAAAAGCUCGGAUGUGAGCGAGAGGGUUUAAAGGAGCAGAACAAACUCUUGAUGCACGCUUUGAAACGAAGAGCUUGUUGAUUUUUUAUUCAUUGACUGUGCCUUCAAAUGUUGUUCAUGACGCGUUCAAAUGAAUUUCGGCGAUUUCAAAAUUGACUUCUCAAUCGUUAAUGCCGUGUUCAAAGUAAUUUCCGCGAAAUGCAAAAUGAUCUCUGACUCUCCAAAAUUUAGUGAUCUUUUCCUUUCUCUAACGGGUAUUUUGCAUUUCGCGGAAUCAAAUUGAACACGGCAUAAAAAUAUAUUUCAAGCUAUUUUCAUGUAGAAAAAAAAAAAUUAGAGCCCUCGCUCGUGCGCGGAAGUGCCUGAGGACGUCAAUUUUUCAUUUUUCUUUCCUUCUUAAGAAGAUCUUCCGUCCUUGUUUUUUGUCAUGAUUUUUAUUCUUUUUCAUGCUGUUUUGGAAAUUCGACAUUUUUGUUUUUAAUAAUUCUGAUAUUUUGUUGUUAACUUUUCAUUUCGCGGAAAUAACUUUGAACGCGGCUUAAAGAAAAAGACAAACGUUUGUUAUAUAUAGCUGAUUCACGGCUAUAUAGUUUGGGAUGCUAAGAGGCUGGUCUCUCUGCACUCUCCACGAUCCAGGCACUAUCUCGUGCAUUAUCGUGUCAGGACCCUUUUUUCGAUGGCUCAAGCCAGCCGUGAAUCAGCUAUACCUCCGAUAUAUCGGGAAGGUCGGAUUUCACAAAUGCAAAAUGCGGGCUGACUUUCCCAAAAAUAGGCGUCCUAAGUUUCACAGUUGUCUCGAUUCUGACAUGGAGCGCCAAAAAAAGGCGCCACAACUCUUUCUCUGACACACACUGUUUCGUCGUUAUCUAGCUGCGAGAAAACGACGUAAUAGUGUAUGUCAGAGAAAGAGUUGUGGCCCCCUUUUGUCGCUCCAUUUCGAUUACUCUUCUCUUUGCGCAAAUGUUAUUACUACGGAUUCAAAUAAUAAUGCCGCGUUCAAAGUUAUAUAUUUCAGCGAACUAGAAAUGACGAUCCGAGAGUGAGAAAGAUGUAAAAUUUUUAGAUAUUUAGAAGUCCUUUCUAAUUUCGCAAACUUUCUUUAUAAAACAAUUUAGUUGUUUGUUGAAUCCAAUCUUUUUCGAUACUCGAACCAUUUCCCUCACUUUUUUGUAGUAUUCUCGUUAAAAACGUGAUAGCUUUAAUUUUCAAAACGUUCACUUUCUUUUCCGUUCUCCAGUUUCAAAGCCGCUCAGAGAGGAAAUUUUCGAAAUUUUCUGUUUGUUUCUACUGUGGCACAAUGACCGAUGUUCGAACACGUAAAAAGUGAAACGGCGCCCUCGUAUCGAUCCGCUUGUGUUUUUUUGUUUUGUUUUCGUUCUCCUCGCUCACGUCCAUGCCAUACUUUUCUCUUGGUUUUAUCAAGCUGUUUUGUGUUUUUAUUUUCAUCUUCAAAAAAGUUAUCGAAAAUUUUCAAGAAACAAGCACCACUUUUUGAAAGCGUUUUAUUUUUCUUUAUCUUAUGUUUGUACGAUUAUCUUAUAGAUCAAUGCGAAUUUAAACAUACGUGCGAAGAAGGAAAUAUAGCCUCCUAACUUUUUCUUGGUUGUUUUUAAUUUUAUGGAACGAUGAGCGUUUGAAAACAAAAAAAAAUGUUUUUUUUAUUCAUUCCAUAUUCUCAAUUUUUUAAAUUUUCAUUUUUAAAUGUUUACUUCUCAGAAUUUCAUAAGCGGUGUGAUUCUAAAUAUUUCGAAAGAGGCAGCAACGAAAGUUACAACGUCAAUCGACGGUUUCUCGCCCAUAAAAAAACUCUAGAGAAAAAGAGAACGGAGAUUGUUGAAUGCUUUGCGCGUGUUCCUAUGGUUACAUCCAUUUGUGACGGUUCAACCACCGAAGCGGUCUUAUCUUUUUUUAUAAUAAUAAGGCUUCUGAUUCAACACUUUAUAUUCAGCAAAGUUGUCCUUAGUAUUAUUUUUAAGAGAAAAUUUUCAGGCAUGUCUUACCAGCAGCCGGGUUACAACCCGCAGUACCAAAAUCCUUACAACCAAAACGCUUACGGACAGAAUAUGGCUGGAGCUCCUCCUCCUCCUCCUGGAUGGAACCAGAACAACCAGUCUCAAAGUUCGUCCACUUUUCCUCACGCACAACUUUUACGAUGACAUAUUUUUUCAGGCUUUGUCCCGCCACCAAUGCCCAACAUGAUGCACUCGUCUCACGACGCUGAGACGGGCGAUGCCGGAAAAUAUUCUUUCCAAUUCAAGUUUGUUUUUAUACUUCGAUCAUCAUAUAAUACUGAGAUGUGAAUGGAGUUUUUUUAAGGCAAAAAAAUAAUACGAAAAAAAUUAGGAAUAUAUUUCAAGUUCAACGAGAGUUGAAAUUAAAAAUAUUUUUUUUGUUUAUGAUCUGUGGAUCGUAGGAAAAAAAAAAUGAUGACUCGUCGUCAGUAGUUCCCCUCUUCUUUCAGAGAAAGAAAAUUAGGGCUAUAUAUACAAAGUCUUUUAAUGAAUUAAAAGAUAAGAAAUCGAAGCUCAUAAAAGGAAUUAUGUGUAUUCAUCUUUAUUUGAUAAUUUCAGCGAUCGAUCGAUCAGAAUGGCCUUCAUCCGCAAAGUCUUCAUGCUCGUUUUCGUCAUGGUGGGUAUCAUCUCCGUCAGUUCUCAAAUAUGACCAUUUGCCUCCAGUUGGCCGUCGUCGCGUGCAUGACUGCCAUUCCGAUGCUCAACCCGGACGCGAAACUUUAUCUCCGCAGGAAUAUUGGACUGUACUGGGCCUCUUAGUGAGUGAAGCAUGGAGAAACGAUAACAUAGUUCAAGUAUAUUCCAGCAUUACGUUUUUCGUUGUCUACCUCGUCCUCAUGUGCUGCGAAUCUGUUAGAAGGUCUUUCCCCAUCAAUCUCAUCAUGACCGCCGUUUUCGUAAGUUCUUUUUAUUUUCGAUAUUUGUAAAUAUCACAGUUAUAUCUAUAAGUCAGAGAGGCAUGAUAUCAUCGAAUUGGUUUGUUGAAAUGCUGAAAAAUAAGCCUUCAUACUUUUCGGAACUUGAUUUAUUUUCAUUUUCAUAUAUCAACACAAAAUCAAUUCGGAGAUGUAGAAUAUUUCAAAAUGUUUCUUUUCCCAUGGUUAGCCGAACUAACAGAAAUUUUUGCUUCUUGAAGACGCUGGCUGUGGGAUACAUGACGAUGAUGAUCACGGCCCAGUACAACGUCCAAUCGGUGCUUUUGGCGUUGAUCAUCUGCACUUUCUGCUGCGGCGGAAUCAUCAUCUUCGCCUCGCAGUCCAAAUACGACCUCACCAAGUGAGGCUCAUUCUGCAGAGCUCAUCUUCAACUAUUUUAUCCUUCAGGAUGAUGGGCAUCAUGUUCAUUCUCUCAAUGUGCCUCAUGGCCUUUGGUCUCGUUGCCGCCAUCUCCACUAUCUGGCUCCGCGUCAGUUUCCUUUCUCACUAGGAAAAUGAUCUUCGAGAUUAUCAUUCAUUUCAAGAAAUAUUCAAAAAUAAUGAGAAAACGUUGAAACAAUAUUUUUUUAGAAUUUCCACUUGAAGAAAAAUUUCAGCAAAAAAACGAUUUUAGUGUCAAAAAAAGGCUCGUUGUAAAUUGAAGAAAAGUUAAUGAAAUAUUUUUCAGUGUUAUAUAAUAUUUACAAAUCCAAAUGGAGAACUUUUAAUACACUGAAUUCAAUGUGAUCUUACGAAUUGAGCUUCUUUUGUAGUUUUGAGGCAUUACUCUCAAUCAUUCAUCCGUAUUUCUGUUUUGUUUCUAAGAUACAAUUUUUCAAAAAUCAUUUUAAAGAUUCCGUUCAUCCACUCCAUCUACGCUCUCUGUGCCGCGGUCCUUUUCAUGGGAUACCUUGCCAUUGACAUCCAGGUAUUAGUUUCUAUUUUCAAUGGUUUUCAAUUUUUCCAUUCUUAUAUUUUUCCAUGAAGAAAGGCUUUUUUUUUUUGUUUAGAUGCUUAUGGGAGGCCGCAAGUUCGAGAUUUCGCCGGAGGACCACAUUUUCGCAGCCAUUCAAAUCUUCAUCGACAUCAUCUACAUCUUCUGGAUGAUCCUCAGUCUUCUCGGCAGUAGCAAGUGGGUGGUUUUUCUCCUUUUUCUCUGGUCCUUGUUCCCAUGACUUACGAGUGGAUUAAAGUUUUUCCAAAUCCGACGUUUGAAAGUAGGGAAAUUAUCGUUUUUUCCGGCAUUCAAAAUAACUCUAACAGAUCAAGUUUCGAUGUCGAAGUUGCAUUCUCUUCUACUCUCGUGGAAAUGAAGUUCAAAUAACUUCAUUUGUGUUUUUCUUGGGCUUUUGCUCAAUGAAAUCCUGAUCGAAAUUUUUAGAAAAGAUCAAACGUCGGAAUAGGAAAACUUUGACGUCUUUCAAUUAACAAAAUUUAUCUAGUUUUCUUUUACGUGUGGUUUUUUUUAACUGUUAACCGUGUUUCAAUCAGUUCAAAAAAAUAUAAAUCAAUGUUAUUUUUUUGGUUGGGUCGUAAAAAAAUUCAUGAAGAGCUUGAGAGCAACGUUUUUUUGGAUUCAGUUGAUAAUGAUAUUUAAAAGUAAUAAUUUGUCUUCCUUACAAAUAUUUAUUCACCGCUGGCUUGAACCUUCAUCAAGCAGAACUAAAGUUAGGCAAAUUAUCAAUAAGAGCUCGUAUUAGUUGACCUACAUCACGAAUUUAUGGGUUUUCUUGGAUUUGGUGUGUGUUUUUUGUGAUAUUCGCAUACAAAGAUAAAUUCUGAGAAGCUGGUUUCGAGAUUUUCGAAUUUUUAAACUUUUUGAAAAUUCUCAGAAAGAGGUCGCAGACAGCUUAUUGUAUCACUUUAUCGUGAGAAAAGUCGAGCGAGCGAUGAAUAAUUUGUAUCAAAAAAUCGGGAAGAAACUUAUUUCGGUGUCUGUUUUUUCAGGGACUAAUCCCGUCCAGCAUUUGCUGACGUCCCCAGGGCGAAAGCCGUUGGUUUUUCUUUGCCGUGCUAACAUCUAACGCUCUGCAUCUUUUUUCUGUUUCUGAUUUAUUUUUUGCUGAUGUAAAUAGUGAUACUUUCUGAAAACAAACUCGUCGUUUGCAGCAAUUGA